Messenger RNA from Aspergillus wentii DTO 134E9, 2113 nucleotides. Its product is annotated as DUF4238 domain-containing protein. The transcript is spliced from 3 exons. Lineage: Eukaryota; Fungi; Ascomycota; Eurotiomycetes; Eurotiales; Aspergillaceae. The record is from RefSeq and is a predicted model, not a curated record. The coding region runs from base 17 to 1762 and encodes 581 amino acids.
ACCGAUCAUCCACAAGAUGGCUUCGCUACAACAGAAACACCACUUCAUUCCUCGAUUUAUCCUGAGGAGGUUCGCACCCAAAGAGCAGCCUCCUGCAGGCCCUGCUUCCUCUAGAAGAAAAACGCGUCGAGACUUCCUCGUCAACAAGGUCGACCUUGAGAAAUGCAUGUUGACCCAGCGUGCAGUUUCGACCGAAUUUGCCCUGGUGGACAUGUAUCGAGACCCCGGCUUCGACAAGAACCCAUACCACUUAGAGGAGAAGCUUUCACAGCUGGAGGGCCAGGCCAGCAUUAUAAUUGAGCGAGCUCACACGAGCUUUGCGAACAACUCGGUCCUGGAACUGAAGAGAGCCGAGGUCGAUAAUUUACGCAAAUUCCUGUUUCUGAUGAAGUAUCGAAACUCGAGCAUGUUCGACAGGUAUAAUCAUGAUUCCAUCGAGGACUACGAUUCCGACGAUCGCGCACGAAUGGAAAGAUACAUGAAGGCGAAAGGGUUUCAUCAACCACGCGAAGUGUGGUUUGACAAUCUGCGGCAGCUUCUGGAUCUCCGGAUGGAUCCAGAGAAGAGUUGGACAAAAACACUGGCAGGGGAAAUGUAUCCGGAUGAUGCGAAAAUGUUCGAGUUGCAUCUUCUACAUAGCUAUCUCACCUUCUGUUCGCCAGAGGCUCCAGAGGAGGAGUUUCUCCUCACCCAGAAUGCUUAUGGUGUUUUUGAAGGCCCGUCAACUGUCCGACUGAAUACUGCAACAAGGAAGAUGGAAGCUCUCGUGUACAACGAGCAUCAUAAUUUCGCUCCUCUAUCCCCUCGGCUUAUCAUUGUCUUGAGGAGUCAUCUUGUAUCGCCGCCGAUUCAGGAUAGCAGAUUCGAGGCUGCCUGGGAGCAGAUCGGACGGACACUCCGAUCUUACCAUCUCCACCCGGACCGAGCAGGAUCUAUGCUUCAAGAUCUUCCCGUUAGCCCUUGCAAGACAGUUCGUGUUUCGCCAACACCAACAUCAUCAAAAGACUUCCACGCAAAUGACCGGUUUCAAUUCCAGUGCUUCAAGCUCUCUUCCGCCCAUGUUGCAAUCAUCAACAAUCUUUUUCUCGAAGAAGGGUACAUCACAUCUUCGAUAGUCUACUACUCGCCCAACUCUCUAAGAGCAAGCAUAGAAAAGUAUUUCGAAGAUGAGUCCGAAGGAAUGAAAACCGUUUUUGAAAAGGACCCGCUCGAUAAACGUGGUUUGUAUCUCGCUUCGCUCGCGAGAAUUCUUCACGACCUUGGGGGAAGCACCAAGUGUAAGACAAUUCCUUUCGGCCUGUCACCGGGUCGAGUUCACAUGUCAUUCUCUGUGGCAUGGCAGGUCGCAAUCCAAUUAUUGCAGAGGGAAGAAGGCGAGGGUUCCCUGCCACGGAUUUACUUCUCGUUAAAACCAGGAUCAACAGAAAGGGGCUUCUGGAACGACAUCUACCAAGCCAGUCUCAUGAUGCAACUGCGUACUAAAAUCGACAGAGCACUUAAGACCGCCCGGCUGAACCACGAAGAUAAAGUCUGCGUUCGGCUCAAUCGACAAGCUUUCUUUUGUACUUUUCCACCCGAGAGACUGUGGAUAUAUCUGAAGAUCUCGCGAAACAUGAACAGAUUUCACCCCGACGAUUUUACGGUCCAGAUUGCAGAUCUUAGCUUGGAUGGAGCAGAAGACAAGUAUGCAAAGCUGAUUCCAUCCUAUCCUAGUCGCCGUGAUGUCCUUGUCGCAUUGAUGUAUCGUGAAGGAAUGACCUAGGCCUCAUCGGCUUUAGAAAAAUCCUCAAAUAUCCAUCAACUCCGAAACGUGAUCCCGUGGGCUUGGCUCAUAUAUAACAAUUUGUUAAUUUAUGCCUUUUCCAUGAGGCGUCAAAAUCAGGCAUCCUUAUCAGGAUACCACCCUUGGUAGUGUACCUUGAUCAUUAAACAGAUACACAAUAAGAUAUUUCAAUUUAAUGAGUGGUUGAAUGGCUUCAUAAAUGAAAUGGAUGUCAGUAGCUCCAAAAUCCUUUCUAAUCAGCGUUGAGGGAACUGGCUUUUGAUAUUCCCCUAAGAUGAUGGCCAGCAGAGCUUAUAUUGUGGAUCCGACGCAUUCGGCAGUGCAACCGGU